AAUGGCUAGUGCUGGAAGCGAAUCCACUGCUAGUAGAUCAAGUAAAGAUGAUAAGAAAAUUAGUGAGUACAUGCUAAAAGUGGAAGAAUAUAUGGAAGGAAUAAGGAAUUUGGGUGGAUCUCUUGAUGGUGAUGCUUUCAUUGCAAGACAUGUGCAGACUGGUUCAUUAACUCUUGCUAAGAAUUCUGUAUAUGGAAGUUCAUGUAGUUGCAAUCAACCAUCUGGUAGUUCAAGUGAGCCAAUGUCUCAAGAAAGAAAUAGGGGACAUAGGACAACAGACCAAUUGGUAAUGUGA
Messenger RNA from Dimorphilus gyrociliatus, 295 nucleotides. Lineage: Eukaryota; Metazoa; Annelida; Polychaeta; Dinophilidae. The record is from the annotation of a GenBank genome assembly.